AUGGACAGGCCAAAGCGAGCCCGUAGCGCCAAAUGGGGCCAGGCAUGUGCCCCUUGCGCAGCCGCAAAGACACGAUGCAUUCGCUCAAGAAAGGUUCGAGAGGCGAAAUGUGACCGGUGCCACGACCUCAGCCAGGAUUGCUGUGACCAAGUUCAGCGACCGCGGAAGAAAAGACAGCCCAAUCGCUCGAAAGCAGCCGAGCUGGAAGAGAGACUGAACAGUCUUCUCGAGGCUCUAGAUACGUCCGGUGAGAGAGACUACCCGAUCCCGUUUAGCAUAUCAACACGCAGCGAGUCAGGAAAUCUUGCGGGAUCCCGGGCUCAAGACCGGCCAAAUCAGGAGAACCUGGUUCUGGAUACCCCAGUGUCCAAAUUCGACUCCAGCGCACCUGUUUCAUGCACGUGUAAGGCACCUAUCGGCAAAGCCGAUCUUGCAGCUUCGGAGUCAGACGAAACUCUAUUGUCCAUUUACACAAAUAAGCUCUGUUCAUAUUUCCCAUUUGUCGUGAUUCCACCUGAGACGACUUCAAAGCAACUACAUGAAACACGGCCGUUUCUCAUGAAGGUAAUUAGGAUGGUGGCUUCAGUCCGAUAUCUGACGGCUAUGCGGGGACAAAGUCGCGCCGUCUUCAAGGAUAUAUGCAACGCGAUGCUGAUGAAAUCUGAGCGGUCCUUAGACCUUCUCCAAGGCAUCUUAAUCUUCCUGGGGUUCUAUCAUUACUUCUGUAUGAGCCAUGCCCAUUAUAACAGUCUCGUCCAUCUAGCACUCAGCCUGAUGGAAGAUCUCGAUCUGAACACCUGCCCCGGCUUGAAGGCCCGGGAGGAGCAUCAUCGUCUCGCUCUCGUACGUAACGAGGAACCGCAAUCGAGAACGAAUGAGGAAAGGAGAACCCUUCUGGGUGUCUGGUAUAUGACUUCAAACGCCGCGCUGGUUGUCAAGCAAUUGGGACCCGCGAGAUACACAAGAUACAUAGACCAAUGUAUGCAGGAACUUGAGAGUGCUGCUGUAUGUGAGACCGAUCAGCUCGCCGUACAGCUGGUUCGUAUUCAACAUCUCACCGAGAAAAUCUUCCAUUUCCACACUGGGGAUCAGUUCUCCAGUGAAUUGACAGGUGUUCCGAAGGACGGGGCCGUGGAAUAUCUAGUCGCCUUUCAGGCAGAGCUGGAUAGACUUCGAAACGAAAUACCACUUAAUCUCAAAACAAACUCGCUGCUAUCUUGCCACUAUUGCAGUGCUUCACUGCGCCUCUUCUCACCUCUCCUUGCCGAUGCAUAUCUUGUAGAAGCUGUUCCUCAGCCAUUUACCUCGCUCUUUCAGUCAGGUUUAUGGCCCCGCGAUAUCUUCUCACAUUUCACGGCUGCCCUCAAGGAUUGGUUCAACUACUGGCUCACAGUCCCUGUCUGUUCCUACUUCUACUUGCCCCAGCCUGUCUCCACUCAGCUCAUCCAUGCCUCCAGGAACCUGGUCGAGUGGGUGAGACUUUGUGGCCCGACCGCGGUAAAGUUCUCCAGUACUGACACUGUGAGCCCUUCCUUAUUUCAAAAAGACGUCACCAUACUUGUGCAGUCUCUUCCAUCAUUCAUUGGCGUUCCACCAUGCCCAGUGCUGGUCGCUCCUCAGACUCCAGUGUCAACCUCAGACUCCAGUUAUUAUGCUCAAGCAAUGCUCGACAUGCUCCGGGCAGAAGUCUUCGCCCAGCCCCAGCUCCGUGUAGACGUCCUGGGUAUCGCCGAGGCUAUGGCUGUUCGGUUUGAGUCUGCGAAGAAGGAGAUGGCUGCGGCGCAAGGCGGUGUGUGGGGGAACGAUAUGUGGGACGCAGCUGCCGAACAGAUGCGGAUGAAGAAAGCCAGGGUCGAGGAAUGGUGCGAGAAUGCUGUCGAUACGGUGAUUGACAGGGAGAACCAGCCACUAGUCAACCCACUCGACCACGGCGAGGUGACGGCUGGCUGGUGGAGUAGGAGUCAGAAUUUCGAGCCACAAGAUGGCCAGAACAGCUUGCUGUGGGCGAGUGAUGCUUUUGAUGGCAUUGAUUGGGAAUCAUCAUUCCUUGAAAUUUCUGGAGGUAGUUCUAUGGCUCAGGUUGGUGACAUGAUACCUACGGGGUAG
Exophiala spinifera is the source of this 2106-nucleotide messenger RNA. RefSeq lists its product as uncharacterized. Bases 1 to 2106 code for a protein of 701 amino acids. The record is from RefSeq and is a predicted model, not a curated record. The transcript is spliced from 4 exons. Gene Ontology annotation, cellular component: nucleus. Gene Ontology annotation, biological process: regulation of DNA-templated transcription. Gene Ontology annotation, molecular function: zinc ion binding; DNA-binding transcription factor activity, RNA polymerase II-specific; transcription cis-regulatory region binding. NCBI's taxonomy places the organism in Eukaryota, Fungi, Ascomycota, Eurotiomycetes, Chaetothyriales, Herpotrichiellaceae.